GCAAGCCUGGCUGUGGUGCUGAGGCUGAGAGCCGUCUAUUUGAACAGUCACUUAGAGCAAGUGAUCGGGUGCAUCUGUGGAGACUCACAAGGGGCUCUCUUAUUAAAUUUUCAUUAAGUGGAAUCUCAGUUGCCACAAUGACUCUUGAAGCCUAUAAAAGGAAGAUGAAGGAACUGCCAAUCGUUUCCCUAUUUUGUUCCUGUCUACUUGCUGAUCCAGUGGAGAAGAUGAACUAUAAAGAAGAAGAUGCAGUGGACUUAAGCUGGUGUGUUAUCAAAGAUGUGGAAGUGAUUGAACUGAACAAGAGAGCCUCAGGACAAGCCUUUGAGGUGAUACUAAAACCUCCUUCUUUUGAUGGAAUCCCUGAAUUUAACAGCUCUCUUCCUAACAAGCGAGAUCCUUCCUUGGAAGAAAUCCAAAAGAAGCUAGAGGCUGCAGAAGAAAGAAGAAAGUGCCAAGAGGCAGAUCUCCUGAAGCAUCUGGCAGAAAAGCGAGAACAUGAGAGAGAAGUGAUUCAGAAGGCCAUUGAGGAGAACAAUAACUUCAUCAAGAUGGCAAAGGAAAAACUUCAACAGAAAAUGGAGGCCAACAAGGAAAAUAGGGAAGCACUUUUGGCAGCCAUGCUGGAACGUCUGCAAGAGAAGGACAAACAUGCUGAAGAGGUGAGAAAAAACAAGGAGAUGAAAGAGGAGGCAUCUCGGUAAAAAGAAGAAAGCAUGGGACUCAUUUUUGCUAGCUAAAAUACAAAAGAAAAAAAAUCCAAAUUUAAAAGACAAAAAGUUUUCUAUGUGAUGAUUUGAGGGGGCAAAGAAAGAAGCUGUGUAGUCCAAAUGAAAAAAAAAAGUGAGUUAGUGUUUGUCUUUGUGGCAAUACAAGGUGCACCAGCUCUCAUGUUGGGCAAAGGAGAGACGUGAUGAUACAGUCGAGACAACAGGCUGUCUGGUCAUUUGAACGUUAGCUUGUGAUUGGGCUCUAAAGUCAGUCCCAUGAUGUUAAUCGGACCACAACCGUUACCCUUUGCAGUCAUUUGUUAUUCAGCCUUGCUUGAGUACAGUACUUUGUGAUCUUCCUGCGUAAGAUGAUUUCGGCAUAGAGUGUCACUAGCCAUCUUUGCUUUUCCAACUUCCAUUAUACAAUAUAAAACAAGAAAAGUAAUGAUCAUAAAGCUAUUAUAAAAAGUACAACAUAAUAAGAGGUAUACUUUAAAUUCUAGCACUAUCCACUUGUUAAGCUUAAUUCGCAUUUAACUGAUGGGCCUGCUUUCUUUUAAUUGCUAAGUAGAAACCAUUAUUGUACCUUCAGCAAUUUCAGUAAUAUACAGUGCAUCAUCAACAUACUGUCAUGAGAAACCGAAAGAUUAGCAUUGCAGAAUAUGUCAGCAAAAUUGAGAAAGGUAAACGUUUUCACAAAAUCCACACAUUCUGAAAUGCAGUCCCUGAGCUAUUUUUGAUCUGAAAAUAAACUUCUUUGGGCUGUCUCUUGUAAAGUAUAUUCCAGUCAGCAAGCCUUGUUUAUGGUAGCCAUCACUAAGAAGCUACCAGUUUUAUUACUCAGCUGUAGCAGAUAGAUAGAUAGAUAGAUAGAUAGAUAGAUAGAUAGAUAGAUAGAUAGAUAGAUAGAUAGAUAGAUAGAUAGAUAGAUAGAUAGAUAUUGCUAAAACAUACUUAAAUACAGAUUAUGCUGUAAUUAACAUGAUAAUGAGAAAAUAUAUCAAAAAUAAUUUGAGCAUCACAGCACAAAGUAGGAAUGAUAACAACAAAAUUCAGGAAUACUAUGAAGGCUGUUUACCAGUAACAAAACAUUUUGGCAAAGAUUUGAUUCUUAAAUAUUUUGUAUAUGCUUACUUAUAAAAUUUUAUAUAUAUAUAUAUAUAUAAAUAUAAAUAUAAUUGCUCAGGUACAACAAGAAAUUAGGCAUUUCAUUACCGGUAGUCAAGUUCUUUCUUUCCAAUGGAUGCAACAGAAAAUUCAAAAUUUUCUGCCCAAUGCAAUUUCUUGUUUAUUUACAUUUGUAGAAACACAUUUAUGAAAAUUAAGUGCCUUUUGAUUUUAACAUUUGCUUGCUGAACUGUGUAAUUUAUUUAAGGGAAAAAUAUCCUAAAUCGCUGUAAUAUUCUACCACUUGCAUACAUAACAAGAUUUUGAUUAUAGAAAAUGAGAAACAAAUUUAUCUUAGUCACGUCUGCAACAGAAUAUCUUUAAUUAAUUAUUCACUGAGUUGCCGUCCAUUCUUGUGUUUCAUAUCUGAAAGUUAAAAAUCUUCAUAGUUCGGUAAAGCUAAAGACAGCAAUUUGUCAUGAGCUUGCUUCAUAAGGUAGAAGAUAUCCAUUCAUUCACAUAACAUGUGGCAAGCUUAUCAUAUUUAUGAAACAAUAUUUAAAUAUUUCAUCAUUUUACCAGUUCACAAACCAUUUUUUUACUCAAGGCCUUAAAUGUAUGUCACUGCUGCAUCCUACUUAAAAAACCUAUGCAACUUUCACUUCAAAAUUAACAGAUGGCUUUUGAAAUGACAAAUUCGUUUUUGCUUUAGCUGAUAAAAAAAGAUUAGACCUUUAAAUUUCCAUCUGAUUAAUCAGUGACACUUACGCGUACACACGACACUAAAAGUUCUUAUCUCUCCCAUUAAAUCCAAAACUUUUUUGCACAAAAAUAAAGCACAUUUUCUAAAACAAUUUGUAUUAUGAAAAAGAAAGAAAACAAAAAACAAAACCGGCUCCCCACAAUCCCUCUAUCAUUCCAGGUGCACUUUGUCUUGGCAUGACAAUGUCUUUUCUGUUUGUACUUUGUGCUUGUUGAUCAUUUGUUUCUUGCAAAAUGUUUAUAUCUAAUAAUGUGAAGAUUCUGAGAAAAAAAAACAAAACAUAUGAUUAAAGGUUGAAAAGCAACUGUUCAGUCCUGAUGACCGCAACCUAA
Messenger RNA from Polypterus senegalus (gray bichir), 2912 nucleotides. RefSeq names its product stathmin-4. The transcript has 6 exons. Gene Ontology annotation, cellular component: cytoplasm; neuron projection. The record is from RefSeq and is a predicted model, not a curated record. Lineage: Eukaryota; Metazoa; Chordata; Cladistia; Polypteriformes; Polypteridae. Gene Ontology annotation, biological process: regulation of microtubule polymerization or depolymerization; neuron projection development; microtubule depolymerization. Gene Ontology annotation, molecular function: tubulin binding. Bases 138 to 704 code for a protein of 188 amino acids.